Drosophila hydei is the source of this 1758-nucleotide messenger RNA. It is a transcript of the gene IFT46, whose product is annotated as intraflagellar transport protein 46 homolog. The transcript has 3 exons. Gene Ontology annotation, biological process: intraciliary transport; cilium assembly. Gene Ontology annotation, cellular component: centrosome; motile cilium; intraciliary transport particle B. The record is from RefSeq and is a predicted model, not a curated record. NCBI's taxonomy places the organism in Eukaryota, Metazoa, Arthropoda, Insecta, Diptera, Drosophilidae. Bases 531 to 1724 code for a protein of 397 amino acids.
UUAGAAAAAGGUUUUAGUGCAGACAUUAGAACCAUCAGAACAGCCGCCAGUUACACUUAGCCCUUGGUUUGAGCGUAUGCAAAUCUGUGCUUGUUCAUAAAACCAUUUUGAAGACAACCGAAAAAGGGUUCAUAAAUAAACAGUCGUCAUAAAGGGUCAGAUCCGGCCAACGUAAGCCUGAAAAUUCAUUUGUUCAAGUAGUCACAAUAUUGACAGCAGUCGCAGACCAUCGACGAGGUGCUUGAAGGGUAUUACAAAAUCAGAUUCCCAUUUCAUGUAAUUAAAUCCAAGCAGCGCCUACGCCGAGCCAGCGCUAGCCGGAUAGUCGCACGGAUAGCAGGAGAGUUUCGCCAGAAAACAUAUAGAAGUAAAGCAGCGCGAAAGGACAAGCCUAGCACCUGCAAAAGGUAGCAAAAAUUCUACAGCAAGUGAAUCUGCGAUUCGGCGGAAGUGCGUAAAAUUGCAAUUUGCUGCAAGGUAAAUGCUACAGGAUCUAAAAUCAAAUCAACAAUCAGCCAAGGAAUUAGAAAAUGAAUUACUACGACGAAGAGAUCACAAUCAGCGGCUCAGCGGAUGGCAAACAUCUGAGUAGUGUGCCAAUGGAGCGACAGUUGAGCCGGACGAGCGGAGCCGCCAGUCGCGCUGCGGGCAGACAGCGGAAUAUGAAAAUGCAGGGCAGCUCCGCGGACGACGAUGGCCUGUUGCAAGAUAUCAUAGAUCACGAUGAUGAGGCCGAUGACAGCGAUAAUGACGACGACGACGACGAUGAUAGCGAACUGCAGCUGGGCGGCAUGGCGGCGUCCGCAUCACGGCCACAAACACGACCGGGCAGCACACGGAAUGGGAAACAAGUGCAGCCAAUGCCAAUAGGUGAUGACCAGCUAAGCUUUGGCAGCUCGGAUGAGGCGGCCGGAGAGCUGCCAGCAGGCGUCAAGAUGUUGCAGCAACAAAAGAAGCUGCCACAGCCGACGCAGCAGCGGCACAGUGCUGGGCCGGCACAGGAGCAGGCGAAUACGUUUGAGCUAACGCCGGAUAAAUGGGAACAGCUCCCAUUGCAGCCGGAACUGAAGGAGCUAUUUCCCUACAUACUCAAGUAUACGCCGCAAACGAUCGAGACGCCUUACCAUCUGCAGCCCUUUGUGCCGGAAUUUGUGCCCGCCGUGGGUGACGUGGAUGCCAUACUGAAGGUGCAGGCGCCAGCACUGCUGCAGCCACAGGCACAGCGGCAACGCGAAUUGGAUGAGCAGCUGCAGCGCUUGGGCCUUAUACUACUGGACGAACCAUCCGGUGCACAGAGUGAACCCAGCUUGCUGAACAUGAAGCUGCGCUCGGUGCUGAGCGGCGGUCGAGCCGGCAAUUCGCGCCAUGCCGCUCGCUCAGCGACGCUGGUGCCCACCGCGAAGACUGCCAAGGAUAUUGAGAAAUGGAUAGCCGAGGUGGAGCAAGUGCAUAUGACGCAAUCGAUGUACGAUGCACAGCCCCGUAAGGACAUCGAUGCCCUGCUGGAGAAUUGGCCGCGCUCCUUCGGCACAGCUGCCAACAAGGAGGCUGUCGACGAGGCCUACCGCGCUUGUCUGCAACAACAAAUAUCGCUGGUUGAUUAUGUGCGUUCGCUUUGCGAAUGCUUCGGUGUGGAGGGGCCGCUCGAAACCCAAUCGGAUUACAUACACAAUAUACAGACGCUGUUUGCCCUCUACCUGGCCGCCAGUCAGGCCUGGGAGUAGAAGCAGGAGUUUGUGGAGUUCUUGCACUAAUAAC